AGUUAUGAUAAGUCUUUUAAAAUCACUUUUCACUGCGGUCAAGUAAUCAGUAAAACUUUAUAAAAAUGAAAAAAAAAAUUUAGCAGUCUUCGAAAUAAAGUGUGUCUGCAACUAUUUCAAAUUAUGUUCGCUUUAGCCAUCCUAAACUUUUUGAGACUGUACAGUAUGUGAUAGAGACAGCCUACUCCAUUCGCCUGUUUCCUCGCUAUCUCUUUCUGCACGCCCAUCACCAAUGCCGUACGCGUUCCAGGCAUUUACAUUUCAAUGCUCCCUACUCAUCCCUGAUUGGGGUAAUAUUCUGAUCGUGGCCAACAUCCUUUUCGCGGCAAAUUCGAUUGCGUGAAUCUGGCGAGGUGGGUUCCUUAUCCAGCAAAGCUCUGAUAGCACUCGUCGCCUUAUGGGUCAUCACUCGAAAUACAUAUAGUCAGUCCACGAGUUCGGUGUUUUUCAUAAAAUAACGUAAAUAUAUAGUAAAAUAGACAAAUAAAAUAUAGUUAUAUAUUUAUAUUUAGUAAAUAUAAUUCGUAACAAACAUUUUAUGCAAUGACACGAAUGCCUUGAUAGGAAGUUCAUUGUUUUCAAUCUGCCAAAAAACACAGAUCAAACUCAUGGACAGACUAUAGAUUGAAGUAGUACGGCUGAGUUAAUUGUCAUUAUAAACAAUAACAAAAUAGCUACUUGUUAUUGAUUUAAAAGAUCCUGAAUACUCUCAAAGUUUCUACUCAAGCCCGUUAAGUCAGCGCAGUAGUCACUUAAACUGAUGAAUAUGACAUUUCGCAGUUUUGCAAAUUACUUUGUUUCGUACAGUCUCGGAGAUUGAAGAGAGCCUAUCGGUUCAUUUAUGACGAGAAUCAGCUACGGCACUGGAGUCAACUUCAACUGAGUAUUUUAUCGAGACCUCGCAUCAUAGUAUACAUAUACUUUGUGAUACGCCUAUAUCAGCCCAUAGUCUUCGGGGCAGUCCCUAACUGUCUGCAUAGCCAUCCUGCACGGCGUAAUUGCGUUUAGACAUAUACGACUAAAAUAGAAUUCCUGAACUUUACAACGAGUACCUAUGAUUGUUUAAACAAAAUUAAUAAAGUGCUUUUGAUUUUUUUAACGUGCAUUGUGACCAAGACGAACGAAACCAUUAUUUCAAAUAUUAAUAAUUGCUUUUAGAAACUUUUACAUACUACUAAUUUUCCGUCAUUAUGCUCUUUGUUUUGAGAAGUACAAGGAUACAUCAAAUAUACGCUUAAAUUAUAAUACAACGCGUGGAGUUUUCUACCAAAAUGCAUGAAUUGAAACAUUUGAGUUGUCCAUUCACAUGGGAUAUGUCAAGUGUGACUUCUUAUUCAGGAAGAAUAUUAAACCGCGAGAAUGAAAGACUUUCCUAUUGGAUGGACGAAGAUAACAAUGAUUUCAAAAAUAUUUCUAUAAUGAAAUUAAUGUUUUCCUUAAUGACAUCAUAUGAAUACACUGAAGAUGAUAAGUUAGAAGAAGCAAUAAAACAAAUUGAAAUCUCUGAACAAAUUUUUAUUGAACUUGUAAGUGCACCAAAUAAUAUAUCCAUAAAGGCAGUGGAUCAUAUUCUUAAAGGAACAAAAUGCUUUAUACUUGAAAGAAUGAAUAAAUCUUCAGAGAUAACAAGUAUUUUUAAAACUUUUCACCUAUGCCAUCAAGAUACAGUUGAAUUAGGUACUUUAUAUGGAUGCCGAGCUAUAGCAUGGUCAUUUUAUUUUGAUGCUGGAGUUGUUGAAACUAUAAGAAAUUCUGAAAAAGCUAUUAAACUAGACUCAAACAAUGGACUGUGGCAUUUCAUUCUUGGUAAAGGUUUAAGGACAAAAAGAAAAUGUUCUGGUUCUUAUUCAAACCCAAGUGGAAGAGAACAAAUGGCAUUCCACAGUGCAUUUAUGUUACUUUGCAAUGCAUACAUUGGUACAUACCAUGCACAUACACAAUAUGAGUCAAAAAAUUUAGUUGAGGCUAAAAACAUAUAUACUAUGAUACUUUCUAUGAAACCCAGUGAAUAUGAUAUUUAUUUAAAAUUAGCACUUGGGUUCAUUCGUUUGAGAGAAAGUGACAAGGCUGAUGUUUGUCUGAAACAUUUAGAAGAAAAAGUUCCUUCUAAUCCAAAAUAUCUCCACUAUAAAGGACUAUACCUUGAAAAAUGUAAAAAGGAUUCUGAGCACUUUCAAGACUUCAUGUAUAAUCCAAAAACUAACAUCUAUCAUGUAUUGAAAAUGGACAUAAUACCAAAACUGAAAUCAAUUCAAGACCUCAAUGAAUCAACUUUUGAAAUGAUAAAACAGGCAGAAGAAGCUUACAAGGCAUAUCAGACACAUAUCACCGAAGAUGCAAAUGGAAAAAUGACAGAUAACUGA
Cephus cinctus (wheat stem sawfly) is the source of this 2363-nucleotide messenger RNA. RefSeq lists its product as uncharacterized. The coding region runs from base 1272 to 2363 and encodes 363 amino acids. The record is from RefSeq and is a predicted model, not a curated record. Gene Ontology annotation, molecular function: protein binding. Lineage: Eukaryota; Metazoa; Arthropoda; Insecta; Hymenoptera; Cephidae. The transcript is spliced from 4 exons.